Messenger RNA from Lodderomyces margitis, 1755 nucleotides. RefSeq names its product alpha-glucosidase. Lineage: Eukaryota; Fungi; Ascomycota; Pichiomycetes; Serinales; Debaryomycetaceae. The coding region runs from base 1 to 1755 and encodes 584 amino acids. The record is from RefSeq and is a predicted model, not a curated record. The transcript has a single exon. Gene Ontology annotation, biological process: oligosaccharide catabolic process. Gene Ontology annotation, molecular function: alpha-amylase activity.
AUGACUAUCGACUAUACCUGGUGGAAGGACGCCACAAUUUACCAAGUUUAUCCAGCAACGUUUGCUAAUGGAUUGAAGGAGAAAUAUACCGGAGGUGACAAAACAUUUGACGGAGCUUGUGGUGACAUUCCAGGUAUCAUUUCCAAGUUGGACUACUUGAAAGACUUUGUUGAUGUGAUUUGGCUCAGUCCCCAAUACGACUCGCCACAAGACGAUAUGGGGUACGAUAUCAGCGACUACCAAAACAUCUACCACAGGUACGGUACUAUGGAAGAUAUGCAACAGUUGAUUGACGGCUGUCACGAGCGCGGUAUCAAAAUUAUUGCCGACUUGGUGAUCAACCACACUUCGUCCGAGCACAAGUGGUUCAAAGAGUCUAGAUCGUCAUUGGACAACCCCAAGAGAGACUGGUACAUCUGGAAGAAACCAAGAUACGACGACAAGGGAAACAGAUUGCCACCAAACAACUGGUUGUCGCACUUUUCUGGGUCUGCUUGGGAAUACGAUGAAGCUACCGAUGAGUACUACUUGAGAUUGUUUGCCAGCACUCAGCCAGACUUGAACUGGGAAAAUGAAGAGACCAGAAACGCAAUUUACGACAGUGCAUUAAAAUUCUGGUUCGACCGUGGUAUUGAUGGGUUUAGAAUUGAUACAGCUGGUAUGUAUUCCAAAGACCAAAGAUUCCUUGAUGCGCCGGUUGUUUACAAAGACCAAUACUACCAGCCAAGUGCCGAGUACACUACCAACGGGCCAAGAAUCCACGAGUUCCACAAGGAGAUGUUCAAGAAGGUCACUUCACAUUACGACGCAAUGACUGUUGGUGAGGUUGGCCACUGUUCUAGAGAGGAAGCAUUGAAGUAUGUCAGCGCCUCCGAAAAGGAAAUGAAUAUGAUGUUUUUGUUUGACGUUGUUGACAUCGGAUCGGACAAAGGCGACAGGUUUAGAUACUACGGGUUUGAUUUGAAGGAUUUCAAGAACGCAGUUCAAGAACAAUGUGACUUCACCAAUGGAACAGACGCGUGGUCAACUGUUUUCAUCGAGAACCAUGACCAACCAAGAAGCAUCACCCGGUUUGGUGACAAAAAGUACGAAACAAAGAGCGGAAAGUUGUUGGCUCUUUUGCAAACCACCUUGACCGGUACUUUGUUCAUCUACCAAGGCCAGGAGAUUGGUAUGACCAACUUGCCAAGAGAAUGGCCAAUCGAAGAUUACAAAGACAUCAACACAAUCAACUACUACAAAGCCUUCAAGGAAAAGUACGGAUCAGAUGCCGAUUUCGCGGAGAAGGAAAAGAAGCUUAUGGAUGUCAUCAACUUGUUGGCCAGAGACAAUGCAAGAUCGCCAAUGCAAUGGGACGACACGAAAUAUGCCGGAUUCUCAGAAUACGAACCAUGGACAAGAGUCAAUUCUAAUUACAAGGAGGUCAAUGUUGCCAAGCAGAUUGACGAUCCAAACUCGCUCUUAAACUUUUGGAAGAAGUCAUUAAAGUUGAGAAAGGAGCACAAGGAUCUCUUGAUUUACGGAUCGUUCAAGAUUUUGGACUUUGACAACGAGCAAGUGUUUACCUAUGUCAAGAGUUUGCCAAACACUGACUAUCCAAAGGCUUAUGUAGUCCUCAACUUUUCUAAAGAUUCGGCCAAGUUUAGCAAGUUGAUUGAUGGCGACUUCAAGUUGGUCAGCACCAAUGUCGACAAAGCUGAUCUUGUUGAGGAUUCAUUGUCCCCCUACGAAGGACGUGUUUACAUUGUUGAUUAG